Molecule: messenger RNA, 1279 nt
Organism: Jaculus jaculus (lesser Egyptian jerboa)
Lineage: Eukaryota; Metazoa; Chordata; Mammalia; Rodentia; Dipodidae
Gene: Tmem203
Product: transmembrane protein 203
Exons: 1
Coding region: 35-445 (136 amino acids)
Biological process (GO): intracellular calcium ion homeostasis
Cellular component (GO): endoplasmic reticulum
Source: RefSeq, a predicted model, not a curated record
UCGGCGGGGCGCCGGCCGGCGCUCCUCCGGCGCGAUGCUCUUCUCGCUGCGGGAGCUGGUGCAGUGGUUGGGUUUCGCCACCUUCGAGAUCUUCGUGCACCUGCUGGCUCUGUUGGUAUUCUCCGUGUUGCUGGCACUGCGGGUGGACGGCUUGGCCCCGGGCCUCUCCUGGUGGAACGUGUUCGUGCCCUUCUUUGCCGCUGACGGGCUCAGCGCCUACUUCACCACCAUCGUGUCUGUGCGUCUCUUCCAAGACGGGGAGAAGCGGCUGGCUGUGCUGCGCCUCUUCUGGGUCCUCACGGUGCUUAGCCUCAAGUUCGUUUUUGAGAUGCUGCUGUGUCAGAAGCUGGUGGAGCAGACUCGAGAGCUCUGGUUCGGCCUGAUCACGUCUCCCGUCUUCAUUCUCCUGCAGCUGCUCAUGAUCCGUGCUUGUCGCGUGAACUAGCCUCAUGCAGGGGCCAGAGAGGGAGCACUGCAUAGCUGGAGUGCCGAAGCUUCCAGUCCUGGCCCAGACCAAGCCACAUCGGAGGAGAGGUCUUGAUCCAAAGGCUCUUACUGCUUGUGUCCAGUUGAGUGUCCAGUUUUCUGUAUGUCAGUCAUGCCUGAGAUUGUUUCCUUAGCAAGACUUAGAAAAGUGCAGCCUUAAUCCUUGAAAUAUAUAUAUUUCUUGUUAUUCAUGCUGUGAGUUACUAUCCUGGAUUGAGCACCUGAGAAGGCCCCAGCCCGACAGUACCAAGUCCUCUGACAGUUGGAAACUGUAUAUAAGUAAAAUGUCUUGAUAGCACUGAGCAUCCUCCAUGAAUUCUGGGGAUGUGCUCCUUUACAAAGAGGCUUGUCCAGCCAGCAGCACUGAGCUGAGAGCUUACCGUCCAGGACAGAGUUCUCUGAGCUAUGAAAAUGUAACAGGGCUUGUACCUCCACUCCUGAGCCAUGCAGGAGAAUGGCCCCUUUUCCAUUGCAGUCUAGGAAUAGACAGCAGAAUGUUAAAAUGACGAAAGAACUGGUCUCAAGGCAUUCAUUGCUUGGUUUCCUGUCCCAGCAGGCUGCAGUUUCACGGACUUUUCCCCCACCUUGUGGCAGGCACCAUUAGCACAUACAUCUCAGACAGACAGGCCUCCCUUCCUAAGGGACCAAACCCAGGAACAGAUACUGUGAUGCCAGUGGACAUGGAGGCCACAAAAAAGAGCUUGUGAACAGCGCAGGCUUGUUGGCCUAAGGUACCACAGAAGAACGCUUGCUGAAAUGAGAAUAAAAUAAGAGAAUGUUUUCUUGAAAUGAA